AUGCCUGCAUUGCCUUUUCCUCAAAAGAUGAAACGGGAGAAGCUUGACAAGUAUUUUGGUAAGUUCUUAGAGAUGCAGAAGCAACUACGUGUGAAUAUUCUUUUCACUGAGGUAAUCACUCUGAUGCUUGCAUAUGCUAAAUUUUUUAAGGAAAUUUUAUCCAACAAGAGAAAAGUGGAGGAAACAUCAGUAGUCAAGUUGAAUGCUCAUUGUAGUGCCAUACUUCAAAAUAAACUACCUCAGAAAUAUGGUGUUCCAGGUAGUUUCAUUAUUCCAUGUGCAUUAGGGACUGCUAGACUUGAGAAAUCCUUGUGUGGCUCAAGAGCUUCUAUCAACCUCUUGCCUUUGUCCAUAUUCAAAAAGUUGGAAGGAAAGCUCAGAAUCAUGAAAUCUAUCCCAAUGUCCUUACAGUUGGCAGACCAAUCCACCAUUAUUCCUGAAGGGAUAGUUGAAGAUUUUCUAGUUAGGGUGGACAAGUUUGUGUUUCCAGUAUAUUUUAGCGUGGUGGAUAUGGAAGAAAAUAAAGAGGUUCUGUUAAUUCUUGACCGACCAUUCCUAGCUACUGGUAGAGAAAUACUUGAUGUGUAUGAAGAGAAACAGAUGCUUAGAGUUGGAGAGGAAAAUGUAGUAUUCAAUAUGAAGAAGGUGGAUGAGCUCAGAGUUAUGACAACCAAGUUGGAUAGACAGAUCAUGGCAUGGGUGCAUGCGCUUGGCCAAGCCUGA
Molecule: messenger RNA, 723 nt
Organism: Solanum verrucosum
Lineage: Eukaryota; Viridiplantae; Streptophyta; Magnoliopsida; Solanales; Solanaceae
Exons: 1
Coding region: 1-723 (240 amino acids)
Source: RefSeq, a predicted model, not a curated record